AUGACGUGCUUCUCUUCUGCAAUUCCCCAUCGCCAUCAUCUUCUUCUUCCUCCCUCGAAUUUCAAAUCCCUACUCGUAUUCCCCUCAUCACAUCUCAAACCUAGCCCCCGUAUUCUCUUACAUGGCUCAUCUCGUUCUCUCCUCUCCUGUUGUUCAGCCAGCAGCAACAACGCACCUCCUCCCGCCGGUGACGCUGUUCCGAAGCAAGUCACCUCUGAUUCCUCUUUUUGUUUUCUCUCAUCUAGUUUCGUUCAAAUCGCAGUCUAUUGUUUUCGAAUUCGAGAGACAGUGCAGGAUUUCGUGCAGAUGCAGCUUCAGGAAAUCCAAGAUAACAUAAGGAGUAGACGCAAUAAGAUCUUUCUCCUCAUGGAGGAAGUGAGGAGGCUGCGAGUUCAGCAACGGAUUAAGAGUGUUAAAGGCAUCAAUGAGUACAGUGAGCUCGAGGCAACAGAGAUGCCCGAGAUCCCUUCUUCCAUUCCUUUUCUCCCUAACGUGACACCAAAGACUUUGAAGCAACUCUAUUUGACCAGUGUCGCAUUGAUAUCGGGAAUAAUUUUCUUUGGUGGCCUGAUUGCACCUAAGCUGGAGCUCAAGGUAGGCCUAGGAGGAACCUCGUACGAAGACUUUAUAAGGAGCUUGCAUCUACCCCUGCAGUUAAGCCAAGUAGACCCCAUUGUGGCAUCUUUUUCUGGCGGAGCGGUGGGUGUCAUAUCGACCUUGAUGCUUAUCGAGGUUAACAAUGUUAAACAACAAGAGAAGAAGAGGUGCAAGUACUGCCUUGGGACUGGAUACUUGCCAUGCGCUCGAUGUUCAGCAAGUGGUGUGUGCUUAAGCACUGAUCCCAUAAAACGAUCUAGAGCUUCAAACCGGCUUCUGCAAGCCCCGACAACAGUAAGGUGUCUAAAUUGUUCCGGCGCAGGAAAGGUGAUGUGUCCGACAUGUCUCUGCACCGGGAUGGUCACUGCUAGUGAGCACGACCCACGAUUUGACCCUUUCGACUAG
Thlaspi arvense is the source of this 1002-nucleotide messenger RNA. NCBI's taxonomy places the organism in Eukaryota, Viridiplantae, Streptophyta, Magnoliopsida, Brassicales, Brassicaceae. The record is from the annotation of a GenBank genome assembly.